Dictyostelium discoideum AX4 is the source of this 2529-nucleotide messenger RNA. It is a transcript of the gene vinA, whose product is annotated as vinculin A. Lineage: Eukaryota; Evosea; Eumycetozoa; Dictyosteliales; Dictyosteliaceae. The record is from RefSeq and is a predicted model, not a curated record. The coding region runs from base 1 to 2529 and encodes 842 amino acids. The transcript has 2 exons.
AUGGAUGAAGUAUUAGAAAUGAUUGCUGAUGCAGUUUCCUCAUUGGUUGUUGCAAUCACAGAUAGUGAAGAGAAAAAUACUCUUUUUGGUGAUAUGGUACCAGGUGUUGAAUUAAUUCAACAAGCAGUUAAUGGAAUGGCAGAAGCAGCAGAGGAAACAGUAUCAUUAAUUGAUGAAGAGUUUAUUGGACAAUUAGAGAGUACAUCAAAACAAUUAAAGAAUUCAGCAGGUCAAUUAUAUGUUCAUGCAGUUCGUGCAAGAGAAGAUCCAUGGAAUAGAGUACCACAAAAGGAUGCAAUUAAAGCAGCCAAACAAAUUCUUCAAAAUGUUGUAUUAUUGGUAUUGAUUGAAGAGCAAUCAAACAUUAAGGUAUUGGUAAACAUUGCAAAGAAAGCAGCUGAAGGUGUAAGAAGAAUCGAUGAGAUUGAAAAUAUUAAGCAAUUGGAUGUUAUGAUUGGUGACGUAAAUCAAUUACAAAAUGAAUUGGUUAAAAGAUCACAACGUCGUUCAGAGGGUAGCCACAAUCCAGAGCUACGUUCAAAACUUGAAGAUAUCGCCACAAUGGUAAACAUACUCUCUGAACAACAUCAAGCAAGUGCUCGUGAUGUUUGUAGAAAUCCAAGAGAGGAAACCCUAAGAUCAAAACGUUCAGAACUUUCAAGUAAAUUAUUAUCAGCAAUCGAUGAUUUAAUCUACACUAUUAAAUUGAUUUUCGAGAAUAAUACAAAAUUCGUUGAUCUCGCUUUCAAAUGGAAACCAGUUCGUACAAUGGCUGAAGAUGAAGUUACUCGUGCCUCCGCUGUUCUUAUUGAUAAUCUUCGUACACUUCCAAAAUCAAUUGAGGCUGGUAAUGGUCCAGCAGCAGCUAGAGAGAUUGUCAAUGCUGCAAACUUACAAAUUUCAAAUGCAAUCAUCGUUGCAAAUCGUUGUCAAGAUCCAGUUAAAAAGAAAAUGUUAUUGAAACAAAUUGAAGAAUUAAAGAAAUUGACACCAAUGCUUAUCUCUGCUAUGAAACCAGUUUUGGAGAAUCCAAAUGAUCAAGAAGCUCAAAAACAUUUAGAAUCUGUAAUUUAUUCAACCCAAAAAGCAUCUGAAGCAUUGGCAACCGCAGUUGUUUCUUCACCAGCAGAAAUUGUUGCAGCAUCUGGUGUUUCAUUAGCAAGAGAUUUAGAUUCUUUAGAGGAAGCAAUUGCAUCAGGUGAUAAGAAACGUGCUCAAGUUAUUCUCUCUCAUAUUCCAAGUGCAAUUGAUAAACAUAUUGAAUUGGCAAAUGCUCUCUUAGAGACUAUUACAGAUCCAGGUCAACGUCAUCAAAUUAAACAAUCCAUUGAAAGAUUACAAACACUUAAACCAAGAAUCAUUGAAAAUGCAAAUAGAGCAAUCGCCAAUCCAAAUGACCAUGAAGCUCGUAAAAAUCUUUCAUCAGAUAUUAAAGAAGCCAAAAAAGCAAUUGGUCAAAUCAGUCAACCAUAUGAAGUCGUUUCAGCUCUCAAUACUAAAAUUCAUAAUGAUCUUGAUUCACUCAUUAAAUGUAUCGAUGAAGGUGGUCCAGAUAUGCAAGUUAAAGGUGUUCAAUAUGCUAAAGAUAUAGCAAACUCUAUUAAAAAACAAAUUGAAGCAGCCGAGGCAUACGCUCAAACUAUCACUGAUCCAGAUCGUAAGAAACAAGUACUAGAUUCAAUUGAACAACUUAAAAAACUUACUCCACAACUUUUAGAAGCAAUUAGAGCAUGUUUAGCAAAUCCUGAUGAUAAAGAAGCUCGUAAGAGACUCGAUGAUGUCGUCAGAAGAGUUAAAGAAGCAAGUAGUAAUCUUAGUCAAGUCAUUCAACCAACUGCUGAUGAACUUAAAGAAGAAAAGAGAAAGAGAAAUGAAGAGAUUGCAAGAAUUGAAGCAGAGGAAAAAGCAAAAGCUCGUGCCUUAUUAAAAGCUGCUGAAUUGGCAAGAAUUGAAGCAGAGGAAGAAAAGAAACGUUUGGCUAUAAUUGAAGAAGAAAAGAAACGUUUAGCUGCAGAGGAAGAGGAAAGAAAACGUGCUCCAAAACUCGUCGUUCCAGAAGGUCCAGUUAAUAAAGCAGUUUUCGGUGCUGCCGCUGAUGUCGCUCAAGCUUUAGAAUCAAAAGUUCGUGAUGGUACACCAUUGGGUAUACUCGUUCAAUUAUCCGACGAAAUCGCUCAACAAAUGGCUUUAAUCGCAAGUUUCGCAAUGAAUGGUGAUGUUAAAGGUAUGAUUACUGCUGCUCGUAAAAUCGCAGAUACCAUCAAACAAGUUCAAACUCAAGCUAAACAUAUCGCUGACAAUUGCACUGAUCCACGUUUAAAACAAAAUGUUUUAACCUAUUGCGAUUGUGGUGGUAAUUUCAGUACCCAACUUAAAAUCCUUUGCGCCGUUAAAUCAAAUGAUUUUAAUGAUCCAACCGCUGAAGAACAAUUAGUUACUUGUGCUAAAGGUUUAUCAGGUGCUGUAAUUAAUCUUGUAAAAUCUUCUGAAGCUGCAUCAAUUAAACAAAGAAAAGUACCACAACAAUAA